CUGCGCUGGCGCUCGGUCUCGCACGGCCUCUCCCCGCGGGCCGGGCCGGGCGGCGCCAGCGGGGCGGCUGUAGCGCGCGGCGGUUUUCGGUUGCCGAGGCGGCGGCGCCGGUGCCAUGGGCUGCUUCUUCUCCAAGCGCAGGAAGCCGGCGCAGAGCGGGCAGCAGCAAGGAGCCAGCCAAGAGCCGGCGGCCGGCGAGGAGAAGGCGCCGCAGUACAGCUGGGACCAGCGAGCCAAGGUUGAUCCGAAAGAUUACACUUUUUCUGGACUGAAGGAUGAAACUGUGGGUCGACUCCCUGGAAAAGUAGCAGGGCAACAAUUUGUCAUUCAGGACUGUGAGAACUGUACUAUCUACAUAUUUGACCAUUCUGCCACAAUCACUGUUGAUGACUGUGUAAACUGCCAAAUCUUUUUAGGACCAAUAAAAGGCAGUGUGUUUUUCCGUGAUUGCAAGGAUUGCAAAUGCAUAGUAGCCUGCCAACAGUUUCGUACUCGGGACUGCAGAAAGCUGGAGGUAUUCUUGUGCUGUGCCACCCAACCUAUUAUUGAGUCCUCCACAGGUAUGAAAUUUGGUUGUUUCCAGUACUAUUAUCCUGAGCUUGCUUUACAGUUUAAAGAUGCUGGACUGAGUAUCUUCAAUAACACAUGGAGCAAGAUCCAUGACUUUACUCCUGUGUCAGGAGAAAACAACUGGGGCCUUUUGCCUGAAAAUGCUGUGGUUCAAGAUUAUGUUCCUCUGCCAAAUUCUGAAGAGCUGAAAGCUGUCAGAAUUUCUACAGAUGCUAUGAAGAGCAUAAUACCAAUAACUCGAGGGCAGAGACAGAAGAGCAGUGAUGAAUCGUGUUUGGCUGUGUUUUUUGCUGGUGACUACACAACUGCGAAUGCCAGAAAGCUAAUUGAUGAGAUGACUGCCAAAGGCUUUCAGCUGGUACAGACCAAAGAAGUCUCAAUGAAAGCAGAGGAUGCUCAGAGAGUUUUCCAACAGCAUGCAUCAGAAUUCAUUCCACUGCUUGAAAGAGGUCCAGUCGUUGCUUUGGAGUUCAAUGGAGAUGGUGCUGUGGAAGGAUGUCGAAACACUGUAAAUGAUGUUUUUAAUGGAACCAAGGUUUUUGUGUCGGAGAGCAAGGCAUCAGCAUCUCAAGAUGUAGACAACUUCUACAACUUUGCUGAUAUGCGGAUGGGAAUGUGAGAUCUGACACAGAAGUGUUCAUGUAUGGUUUGACUCAGCACUUGAAUGUCACUUAGUUUGAAUACUGCAGUAGUAUCAGAGAAUUUUUGUCAUUUGGAUUUAUAUUUCUCAUACAUUCCUUUUAUAAAGCUCUUGAUGGUUUUAAUACCACGUUACCUGAACUGGAGUAAACAACAUACCUCCUUGUGUGCAUUGUGCUCAAGACUUGCACUUCAGCUCAGAAACCACAGAGGUUUUGUACUAACUUGUUUUUACAGUGAUUUCUAAACUUUUAUUGACACUUGAAUGUUUCUUGUCAGCAUUUAAUGGAAGACAUGAAAAGUGCAAUGCUGGCAUACAUUUGAUACAUCGAUAAUUGUGAAGUUUAAUUUAGACACUUUCUUAGCAAAGUAUAUUCCUGUGACACUCAUUGUUCAAAACUUUCCUGUAUGUGUAUUUGUCUUCAUUGCGGGUCAGGGAGGAAAUUGUAUUUGAUGAGUUCUUCUGAAAGCUUAGUCUGAAAUAGACUUUUCUUGCAGCAUUCUUUCAGAAACAGAGCAUGACUUAAAAAAUGUGCAUCUGCUUUAUUCUGCUUCGGCAUCUUUUUUGAAUAAAUUUGUUUGCAGGGGCAUUUAUGCAGGGUUGUCAUAUGAGCAGUCUGGUGAGUGAGCACUUGCUAGGCUCUUUGCUCUGAGGUGAACUCUGAUCAUGGGUACUCAGCUGAAAAUGCUCUAAAGUCUAAAGAGCUCUAAGGUCCCUUCAGGGUCUCUGGAGAUGCAUCUACCUCUGGUAUUCCCAUGCCACAUAUGGGAUAUACCUGAGAUUCCCUUGAGCUCUGGGAGUAAUGACACUGGCACACUGUUACUUGUUACAAGGGACGUGCAGCAACCAGGAACCAGAGAAAGGGCUCUGAUGGCAUUAAGAAAGCUCUUCGUUGUUAAGAACUUGAGAGCAGGGGGCUACUCUCAAAAGUACUCCUGAAAAUUGGCUGUAGAAUAUUACUCUUUGCUGUGGGGCUUAGAGAUUGAUUCAGAAAAUGGACUGAAGAAGUGCUACUGUCAGUUUGGAUUUAUUUGAAUAGCUAUCAAUGAGGCUGCUUAUUUCUAUAUAGUGCUUAUUAGGGUGCAUAUCUUUACUACUAUUAAGUAUGUGAUUACUUAAUUUCUUUUAGCAUGUUAGUUCCACACUGAUUUUUCCACAGGAACUUAACGCUUAUGUCUGGGUUUACAAGCCCUCUGUGAUUCUUGAACAGGCUGUGCAUGCAAGUGCACAGAACAGAAUUUAUUAAUUAAAAUUGUGGGUUGCCAGUAUAUGCAGCCAUUAUAAUCAAUUGAACACACUUUGGCUGUGUUGAGAUGCUAAAGCAAUAAUGUCCUCAUUAGCACUGUCCCUCUGAAAGUAAAAUCUUGAACCCUUUUUUUCAGCUGAGGUGCACAGUUCAUCCAUUUCACAGCUUUAGAGUUCCACAAGUGGGAGGCUGAAUACACACCUCUUGCUAGCUGUUUUUAGAAUUAGCACAUGAAUUUCAGGAGAACAGGUUCUUUGAUAAUUCUGUCAUGCCCAAGAGACGUUCUGAGCUGUCAUUUUGUUGCUACUAUGCAAAUACAUGCCCUUAGUUUAAACUAGAUAUUGAGAAUAUGUCCUUAGGACCUCUCAUUAAAGUUAUGCAUAGAUUAAAUAAGGAAGGAUAUCUCCUGAAGUCACGAAACCAUUAGCAUACUGAAGGUCAGAAAAAUGUCACUUGUAAAAUGUUAUUAUUCGAUAGAGUGAAAUAAAAUGAAACUGCCACCUAAAUCUGACUGGUAGAAGAAAUUGCCACUUAUUUGCUCUUAGCCAGCUAGGAUUUAUUUUUUGGUAUGAUGUGGUGAGGUGAGGCUAUGGGAAGUAGCUACAAACCUUAGGUCUGUGCACAAAGCACAACUCAUCAAUGAAUACUGCUGGAAUUAUUCUGGGUCCGUACUGCAAGUGCAUUUUUCUGAUAUGAAUAAAGCUGUGUAAUGUACUUCAAAACAGUCGUUAUGUGACUUCUCUGUGCGCUGCCUGCACUGGACCAUCUUGAUCUCUAAACUUUUACACGUAAUGUUUCUAAUCUUAUGUGCUGACACGUGAUUAUGUGUGUGUUACAGGUUGUUCUCUGUAUUUUCGACCUGAUCAGGAAGCAAAGUGCCGAAUUGCUUUUUGUGACUAUUUUUGAUGAAGGAGAAAAUGAGUGAUUGAAAAUUAAUCUUGUCUUGAAACAUUGAAAACCUUUUUUACAUGCUGGAAAUGAGCAGGGUGUUGCUUCUUUUGCAUUGUUUGCAUGCUAAGCAACAUAAAGGGGUUUUUAAUUUUUAAAAACCUAAAUAAUGAAGGAGUUUCUUAAUCCAAUUAUUUAUCUUUGACUUCAAUUUCUUGCUAAUGGGUGUUAAGACAUUUCUAGCCUUACUAAGAGUAUAUCAGAUAUUGCAUGCAUUACUGAAUGGUACGUGCUUCGUGUAGUCUUUUGUAUGUUUUUUUGUAUAGCUUUUUGUGUAAUUUGCGUUGCACUGUGAAUGUAUUUCAUAAUAAACAUUGCAAAUGUAAA
Messenger RNA from Tympanuchus pallidicinctus (lesser prairie-chicken), 3731 nucleotides. RefSeq names its product RP2 activator of ARL3 GTPase (gene RP2). Gene Ontology annotation, molecular function: GTPase activator activity. The record is from RefSeq and is a predicted model, not a curated record. NCBI's taxonomy places the organism in Eukaryota, Metazoa, Chordata, Aves, Galliformes, Phasianidae. Gene Ontology annotation, cellular component: cilium; periciliary membrane compartment. Bases 116 to 1189 code for a protein of 357 amino acids. Gene Ontology annotation, biological process: post-Golgi vesicle-mediated transport. The transcript is spliced from 5 exons.